AUGUGUGGGAUGAAUGCGGAGUGGAGCCAAUCAUCUGUUCGGAAGUGACGUCAUCGUAUGACAGGGGAGCGCAGUAGAUCAGCAGUGUGAGAUGAGUAUGGUCACACAACAGCGCCAGACAUCGGCUACAUCGGACCUAGUGGAUUAAUCGAAUUGCAUGGCUAUGACAAACGGUUACCACCAGGUGGCGCCACUGUUUGUGAUGGGCUUCAUCCUACUGGCGUCGGCUACGGCUGCGGAAGAUGUCGGCUUACUGGUCGACCUGGAGCUGGGAGUCUUUGUCUGUCCCACGCGAGCGUCGCGCCCUCUACUGGAUCUCUUCCCGAUCUCGUUGCUCUGCGACGGAAUCAAGGAUUGCGUGUCGGGCGUUGAUGAAAACAACGACUUCUGCACCGACGAAAAAUGCAAGCCGGAGUGCGACGAGGGAGCUUGUCUUACGCCUGGCCAGUGCUUCUGCGACAACGGAUGGGCCGGACAAAACUGCAGCGUAAAAGACGAUAAUGAGUGCGUCAGCAGUCCGUGCGAUUCAUUUGCCGUCUGUGUCAACGUGCCUGCGAACUACUACUGCGUCUGUCUGCCAGGAUUCGUCGGAGACGGCGUCACCUGCACAGACAUUGACGAGUGCCGGCCGGACACCGGACGUAACCCGUGCGACCCGGAGCUAGGUGACUGCUUCAACAUACCCGGGUCCUUCUACUGCAGCUGCGACAUGGGUUUCGUGAUGAGGGCCGACGGUGAAUGCUACGACGUGGACGAAUGCCAGUACCCGGACUUUCCGUGCGACCUGCGGGCCAGGUGUAGAAACACGGAGGGAAGCUUCAGGUGUAUAUGUCCCGAUGGCUACUCAGGUGACGGCCUCACCUGCUCAGACGUGGACGAGUGCGCGCGCAACCUGUGUCCGCGGGAGAGCCGAUGUUUCAACAUGGUCGGCAGCUACGCUUGUGGCUGCGGCCAAGGCAUGAGGUUCGCCGGUGGAGAGUGCAGCGACAUAGACGAGUGCAUAGAACACGAGGACGACUGCAACUUCGCGGCCACGUGCUCGAACACGCGCGGCAGCUUCCAGUGCGAGUGCUAUAACGGAUACACGGGGGACGGUACGACCUGCGUAGACCUGGACGAAUGCAUCGCCGGCGAACACAACUGCGACGAGCGCGCCACCUGCACCAACGUAGAGGGCAGCUUCGAGUGCGAGUGCGACAGGGGGACGUCAGGGAGUGGGGUCAGGUGCCGUCGCAACGGCGGUGGUG
Molecule: messenger RNA, 1247 nt
Organism: Priapulus caudatus
Lineage: Eukaryota; Metazoa; Priapulida; Priapulimorpha; Priapulimorphida; Priapulidae
Product: latent-transforming growth factor beta-binding protein 4-like
Exons: 11
Molecular function (GO): calcium ion binding
Source: RefSeq, a predicted model, not a curated record